AUGGAGUCUCAACGGCCUACAACACCCGAAAGCGCUAAAUCAAAUGUGCAUUCAGCAAAUACGGGGAGCUCCUCUCCCCAUGCUACGGUCACACCUGAUGCGCCACCAGUCGACGACACAUACCAGCCACAGUCGGCCAUGAAGGUCUUCCUGCUGCUCGCCUCGGUCUUUCUGAGCAUCUUCCUCGUUGCCCUUGACAGACUCAUCAUCUCAACAGCCAUUCCUCAAAUAACAGACGAAUUCCACUCUCUGCCUGACGUUGGAUGGUACGGAAGCGCGUACACAUUGACGUGCUGCUCGUUCCAGCUGCUGUUUGGAAAACUCUACACCUUCUACUCAGUCAAAGGUGUCAUGCUCACAAGCGUCCUGCUAUUCGAACUUGGCUCCGCCAUCUGCGGCGCCGCCCCUUCAUCGGCAGCCUUCAUCAUCGGAAGAGCAAUCGCCGGCAUUGGCGCCGCUGGAAUCUUCGCUGGAUGCAUCGUAAGCAUCGUGUACGUUGUCCCCCUGGACAAACGUCCGCAGUUUCAAGGCAUGUUUGGCGCCCUGUUCGGCAUCGCUUCUAUCGUGGGCCCGUUGAUUGGCGGCGCCUUCACAUCCUCCAGUGCCACGUGGAGAUGGUGCUUCUACAUCAACCUACCCUUCGGCGCCGUGGCAAUGGCCGUCAUUGCCUUCUGCCUCAAAGUCCCUGACAGAGACACCACCAAGCUUCCCUGGACACAGAAGCUGGCUCAGCUCGAUAUUCUCGGUACUACGGUUCUGAUCCCCGGUGUCAUCUGCUUUCUGCUCGCACUGCAGUGGGGCGGCAAUACCUAUGCUUGGAGCAACGGCCGAAUUGUAGCACUAUUGACUCUUGGGGGCAUUCUUCUUCUCGCCUUCGUCGCCAUCCAGAUCCUCCUCCCCAAGACCGCCACCAUCCCCCCACGCAUCUUCAAGCAACGCAGCAUCGUCGCCGGCUGCUGGGCCACCGUCUGCAUCGGCUCAUCCCAAUACAUCUUCGUCUACUUCCUCCCCCUCUGGUUCCAAACCAUCAAAUCCUCCUCCGCCGUCCAAUCCGGCAUCCAACUCCUCCCGCUCCUCCUCUCCAUGGUCCUCGCCUCCAUCCUCGGCGGCAUAACCAACACGCGCAUCGGCUAUUACACGCCCCUCGCCAUCGCCGGCUCCAGCAUCAUGGCCGUCGGCGCCGGCCUGCUGACCACCUUCCACCCGAGCACCACCGAAGGCGCGUGGAUAGGCUACCAAGUCCUCUACGGCUUCGGCAUGGGGCUGUGCUUCCAAGCGCCGAACCUCGCCGCGCAGACCGUGCUGCCGACGCCCGACGUCCCCAUCGGCACGAGCCUGAUGUUCUUCAGCCAGCUGUUCGGCGCGGCGAUAUUCGUGUCGGUGGGCCAGAACGUCAUGGACAACGAGCUGGUGCGGCGGAUGAGGGCGCUGGUGCCGGGUUUCGAGGCGAGCAGCGUGACGCAGGGGGGCGCGACGGAGGUGCUGGCGGGCUUGCCGGCGGAGCUGAGGCAGGCCGGGCGCGUGGCGUAUAAUGAGGCGUUACGGAAAGUGUUUGUGAUUGGGUUGGUGCUGGCGUGUCUGACUGUGCUCGGGACGGCGGCGCUGGAGUGGAGGAGCGUGCUGAAGAGGGCGGAGGAGGAGAGGAGGAGGGGGAAGGGAGAGGGGGUGGUGGCGGCGGAUGCGGAUCCGGAUGCGGAUCCGGAGAAGGCGAAGGGUGAGAGUAACGCGUGA
Molecule: messenger RNA, 1731 nt
Organism: Lasiodiplodia theobromae
Lineage: Eukaryota; Fungi; Ascomycota; Dothideomycetes; Botryosphaeriales; Botryosphaeriaceae
Product: MFS aflatoxin efflux
Exons: 5
Coding region: 1-1731 (576 amino acids)
Biological process (GO): transmembrane transport
Molecular function (GO): transmembrane transporter activity
Source: RefSeq, a predicted model, not a curated record